AUGUCGGCAAACAUUGACGAAUUAAACGCCGUGAACGAAGCCGCUCGCUUCCAUGACGUCGUGACGAGCUACUUUCGUGUGGCCAGCGCUGGUUUAAAGCAGCAAAAACGGGGCAAACAGCGAUACCAACGCAGUGGGUCGUCGUCCCACGUCGCGUCGAACGACGUGGCCGAUGGUUCCGGCACUGCUUUGGAGCAACUGAAGCGACUGUUGCGCGACGCGUCCGCUGCUGUACAAUCUCAGUACAUUCAGCGACUCCAUGCGGUGCUUUUGCAUCAACUGAAGCGGGCAACGCAAUCGCCUAUUGUUUUUACAAAGGCUAUCGAGCUGUGCAGGGAACUAUUCCACCGCUCAGCAGUGUUCCGAGCGCUCAUUUCGACGCAGACGGCUUUAUUUUUUGAUCAAAUGCUCGUUGCUGCCGGAGCCAAUCCAAGUGCCAAUGUAUCCAAAGCUUUGCGUAGUCAAAGUCGGAACUCGACACACGUGACGGCGGUACUGACGCUUAUUGAAAAUUGGAAAGAAGAUUUCGGAGACAAGUACCCGGCGCUUGUUGCUGGCCAUGCAGUGCUGAUGGAAAGAGGGUACGAGUUCCCACACGCACGUGAAAAGAAAAAGCAGGAGAUUGCGCACAUUGCCAACACUAGACAUCAUCGAGCGCGAGUUAGUGCUGUGAAAAAGCAGCAGCGCGAUCGAGAGAUGAAGCGGUAUGUGCCAGAGAUGGAGCAAGUGCUUGUGGAGAUGAAUCGGGUGUUUGAGAUUUUGGUGCCGACGCUGGACGCGUUUUACCUAUCAGAUAAUGAAGAGAAACGACAGUCGUCACUGGCAUCUGAUGUUGAUGUAGCUGCAGCAAACCAAGAGGAAGCGAGUCGUGAGUCGACGAAUGGCUUGCAAAGCGUUAUCGAGAGCAGGACACCAUGCGACGAGGAUGAUUCGGAGAACGUUGAGUGGGAAGAUGUGGCUGUCCCAGCAACACCACGAGCUGAUACAGGGGAAGAAGAGAUGCAGUACGACGAUCUGGCUGAGGACAAGCGCGCUUGCGAUGUUGAUGUGGACUGUGAUUCGGACGGAGACUACGAUGACAGCGGCACACUCGAUAUCAACGAUAUCGUGCAGGCUUACGGCCUCGGUAGCUCGUCGUACCGCCUAACUGUGGAAGUAUCCAAGCGGGCGUGUGAGGAGUCUUCUGACAAUGACGCGCUGUUUCGAAACUUGGCUGACGGUGCUCUUCGAUUGCGGAAGCGCUUCAUACCGUUGUUGGAUGAUUGGAAAGAUUACACUACGAAGACAGAACGGUCUGCGUCCAGCGAGUCAACACUGCUUUCUCAAAUUCAGGAUCUGCGCGACCGAAUGACACAUGCGUUGAUGAAGUGGGACGAUCUCGUUCGGGGCUCGAAAGUGUUCAAGCGAGACGCUUUGGUCAGAUGCGCAGUGGUCUCCUUGCCUCUCGACACGUACAAGCCUGCCACCAAGCGUAGACGUCAAUAG
Hyaloperonospora brassicae is the source of this 1485-nucleotide messenger RNA. Lineage: Eukaryota; Oomycota; Peronosporomycetes; Peronosporales; Peronosporaceae. The record is from the annotation of a GenBank genome assembly.